AUGAUGGCUGAUCUAUACUCUCUCUAUCCCGAGAGCGUUCUUUCCAUCUCCACAAACGUUCUAUGGUGGCCCAGUCUCUUCAGGAACCCUCGCUUGGCGCACAGGGAGCAGAUACGAGGAAAGUACACGGUCGGCAUGCACUUGCGGCUAAACCCGAUGAACGGGCAGGCUAGGGUAGAAGAUAUGAACUCCUACGUGGAAUGUGGAAGAGACAUCCUUGCGAUGAACGGAAGAGAAUGGAACGAUACGGAUGUCAGAUGGAUCGUUGCAACAGAUCUGCCUGAUAUCAUUCCUGAUCUUCAACAGGCCUUGGGGACACGGCAGCUAGUCUGGUACGACGCACCACAGGACGAUGGUACUGGAGUAUCAGACGUCGCAGAAGAGAGGGAGGAGGAGGAUGCCUUUGCGCUCAAGCGAGCUGUUGAUCACUACCUGCUCUCGAUGAGCAACGAGACCAUCAUUACCUUUGCAAGCACAUACGGGCUUGCUGCUGCUCACUUUCAACCAGAAAAGCGGCAUCACUACAAUUACGGCCGCCAUUAUCAUCAGCCGAACAUGUCUCCUGCCUGUGAGCUCCGAACAUGCUCUCUAUCGCAACCAUGCUUUAACAAGGCGUUCGGCUACUUCGGGUUGUGUGACUCGGAUAUCAUCUACAGCCAUGGGGUGGACUUCCUUGACUCCAUGGAUCAGAUGUACGACUUUUCGUCCAAGCCCCUCCGCCUACCGAGUCAAUGCUCCAAAACGGACAUGUAG
Guillardia theta CCMP2712 is the source of this 753-nucleotide messenger RNA. RefSeq lists its product as hypothetical. The transcript is spliced from 8 exons. The coding region runs from base 1 to 753 and encodes 250 amino acids. The record is from RefSeq and is a predicted model, not a curated record. NCBI's taxonomy places the organism in Eukaryota, Cryptophyceae, Pyrenomonadales, Geminigeraceae.